Molecule: messenger RNA, 777 nt
Organism: Peniophora sp. CBMAI 1063
Lineage: Eukaryota; Fungi; Basidiomycota; Agaricomycetes; Russulales; Peniophoraceae
Source: the annotation of a GenBank genome assembly
AUGCCGCCAAAGAGGAAAGCUGCAGAGCAAUCUUCCACGACAGCGAAGGCUGCCAAGAAGACGAAGGUCACGACCAAAGAAGCCGCUUCCAAGCCCUCCGUGCCGAAAGCCAGCGCUACGCCGUCGGCCGAGACCGUGACGACGGACCCUACUGUCGCGCCUGGCGUCGAGUCUUCCCCCUCCAAAGACGUCGCGGCUGCUUCUACUAGAAAAGCAAGCCAAGCCAACCUUCAGCGGUCGCCUCGCCCUUGCCGUGCGACAGGCGCGUUCGAGUGCCGUCAAAUCGAGAACCCGUUCAGUGAAGAGCCCCUCGAAGAUCCGAUCUACGUCCUUGACGGGAAGCAGUCCGAUAUCAGCCUCAGCAAGAAAGAGAUGCCCAAGGGUCAAGAGAACGCGGCUGGGACUUUCAAGCGUGGCUUCCACUGCGACCUGGAGAUGGACGUCGGAGCCUCGGGCGACUGCGGCGCGGACAUGAUUUCAAAGGUCAAAGGGACUUUCAAGAUGCACCGCGUCUGGUGUGACGGCGAUAAGGAGCUUUUCGAGGGAUACGUGGAUGUCACCGUUACACACGGCGCGACAUUGCGUCGCAAAGGCCACGGACCCUCCUCCGGGAUCUCCACGCCCAUAUGGGCGAUUCGUGCGCGUCGCGACGAGGAGGGCGAGGAGAUAGGCAUAGACGAAGGCGACGGUUUGUUUUUCGGCAGCGGUGGCGGAUCGAACGAAUUCGAUUUCGACGAAGACGAAGAUGAGGACAGUGAUGAGUACGGCUACUAUUGA